Molecule: messenger RNA, 2640 nt
Organism: Mangifera indica (mango)
Lineage: Eukaryota; Viridiplantae; Streptophyta; Magnoliopsida; Sapindales; Anacardiaceae
Product: probable beta-D-xylosidase 2
Exons: 7
Coding region: 84-2387 (767 amino acids)
Biological process (GO): arabinan catabolic process; xylan catabolic process
Cellular component (GO): plant-type cell wall
Molecular function (GO): xylan 1,4-beta-xylosidase activity; alpha-L-arabinofuranosidase activity
Source: RefSeq, a predicted model, not a curated record
GGUUCGAACUUCACUAUAUAUACUCUUACGCCCUUAUCUUGUAUGUUCAAAACGCAGCAUUUAUUCUUUUCACAAAACUAACAAUGGCUUGUAGCACCACUAUCUCUUCAUCUUUCUGUCUUCUCUUUCUUAUAGGUCUUCUUCUGAGUGUUACAAGUUUAGCCCGGGAACCAUUUGCUUGCGACCCAAAAGAUGCAAUGACAAAAACUUUGCCGUUUUGUCAAGUUUCUUUACCGAUACAGGAAAGAGUGAAGGACCUUCUUGGAAGGCUGAGUUUGAAGGAGAAGGUUGGGCUGCUUGUAAACAAUGCAGCAGCAGUUCCACGCCUUGGAAUCAAAGGAUAUGAAUGGUGGUCUGAGGCUCUUCACGGGGUUUCCAAUGUGGGUCCGGGGACCAAGUUUGGUGGGGACUUUCCUGGGGCCACUAGCUUCCCACAAGUCAUCACAACCGCUGCUUCUUUCAAUGCAACAUUGUGGGAAGCCAUCGGACGGGUUGUGUCAGAUGAAGCAAGGGCGAUGCACAAUGGUGGCGUUGCUGGACUCACGUAUUGGAGCCCAAACGUCAACAUUUUCAGAGACCCAAGAUGGGGCCGUGGGCAGGAGACACCCGGUGAGGAUCCUGUGAUGGCCGGUAAUUAUGCCGCUAGCUACGUUAGAGGACUACAGGGUAAUGACGGUGAGCGGUUGAAGGUAGCUGCUUCUUGUAAGCACUUCACAGCCUAUGAUCUCGAUAACUGGAAUGGUGUUGAUAGAUUCCACUUUAACGCUAAGGUGAGCAAGCAGGACAUUGAGGACACAUUCAAUGUGCCAUUCAAAAUGUGUGUGAAGGAUGGUAAGGUAGCUAGUGUUAUGUGCUCAUACAAUCAGGUCAAUGGUAUCCCCACCUGCGCUGAUCCUAAAAUACUUAAGAACACCAUACGCGGCCAAUGGCGCCUCAACGGGUAUAUCGUUUCGGACUGUGACUCAGUUGGAGUAUACUACAACACUCAACAUUAUACGUCAACACCUGAAGAAGCUGCUGCCGACGCCAUUAAAGCAGGUUUGGAUUUAGACUGUGGGCCUUUUUUAGCAGUUCACACAGAGAACGCUGUGAAAAGAGGUUUGGUGAAAGAGGUUGACGUUGAUAACGCAUUAAUGAACACAAUUACCAUACAAAUGAGGCUUGGCAUGCUUGAUGGGGAGGCAUCUACACAACCAUACGGCAACUUAGGUCCAAAUGAUGUGUGCACCCCGGCUCACCAAGAGCUUGCACUCGAGGCUGCCAGACAAGGCAUUGUUCUUCUUAAAAACCACGGCCCUUCAUUACCUCUGUCCAAUCUUCGUCACCCCACUAUCGCUGUUAUAGGCCCUAAUUCUAAUGUCACUGUUACUAUGAUUGGUAACUAUGCUGGUGUGGCAUGCGGAUACACAACUCCCUUACAAGGAAUAGGGAGAUAUGCAAAGACAAUUCAUCAACAAGGUUGCAAAGAUGUAGCAUGUGGUGAUGAUGAGUCAUUUGGUGCAGCACUUGAUGCAAGUCGUCAAGCGGAUGCAACGGUUCUUGUGAUGGGGCUUGAUCAGUCCGUUGAAGCAGAAGCAAGAGACAGGACAGGGCUGCUGUUACCCGGGCGCCAACAAGAGCUUGUGUCUACAAUUGCCCAAGCCUCAAAGGGCCCAACUAUAUUGGUCUUAAUGUCUGGUGGGCCUAUUGAUGUGUCUUUCGCUAAGAAUGAUGCACGAAUUCAAGCCAUUUUAUGGGCUGGGUACCCGGGCCAAGCUGGAGGAACGGCCAUCGCUGAUAUCUUGUUUGGAACGACCAACCCAGGAGGCAAGCUACCAAUGACAUGGUACCCACAAGAGUAUAUCACAAAUCUACCAAUGACAAAAAUGGCCAUGCGAUCCAGCCCAUCCAAAGGCUACCCUGGAAGAACCUACAGAUUUUACAAAGGUCCAGUUGUGUACCCAUUCGGCCACGGAAUCAGUUACACCAACUUUGUACACACCGUAGCCAGCGCACCCACCGUUGUUGGCGUCCCCCUAUACGGACGCCGGCUCUUCGGAAACAUCACUGUUUCCGGCAAGGCAAUCAAAGUUACACAUGCAAAAUGUAAGGGGCUCUCAUUAGGCAUUCAGGUGGAUGUGAAAAAUAUUGGUUCCAAGGAUGGUUCCCAGGCAUUACUAGUCUACUCAAAGCCACCGGCAGGGCAUUGGGCUCCGCACAAACAAUUAGUGGCCUUUGAGAAAGUGCAUGUUCCUGCUGGCACUCAACAACGAGUUGGAAUUAAUAUUCAUGUUUGCAAAUUUUUAAGUGUUGUGGAUAGGUCUGGAAUUAGAAGAAUUCCAAUGGGUGAACACAGUAUUCAUAUCGCCGAUAUCAAGCAUUCCGUGUCACUUCAACCAGCUACUUAGGGGUUAUCAAAUCUUGAAGUUUACAGUUCAAGGUUCUAGACUUCUGGUUUUAGCAUUUGUAUCCGGGUCUUCCUACAAAAUUCAUGGGCACAUAUAAUUUCAAUUUAAGCAUCAAUUGUAAGAAGAAUAAUUCAUUUUGUUUCUAUUAAUUAGUACUGUGAGUUCCAGUUAUAAAUUGAUUAUGUAAUUAGUGAUUGCAUUGGCCAUUGAGAAGCAGGAUGGGAAAUUCAAGAUAAAGCCGAAGUUUGUGAUC